GGCAGGUAUAAGGUUACCUCCCCAGGCCCAGGGAACCAAGAAGGAAAAGAGAAGGGCCACCAUGUCCUCUUGGAAUGGAGCACAAAACCAGAGAACCCUGUUCCUGCUGCUGCUGCUAUUUGUGGCUUCGUUCCAUGCGGCCACCCCAAGCCUCAAAGGCUGCCUGGUGUCCCAGUCAGACAAUGGCAGUUCCAUCUCCUGCCACCCGCCUGCCAGAGUGCCCCAAUACCUCCCAGCUGACACCAUCUUCCUGGCCGUGGAGUUCUUCAACCUGACCCAGCUGCCAGCAGACACACUCCAGGGCGCCCCUCAUCUCCAGGAAUUGCACCUCUCCAGCAACCGGCUGGACAACCUCUCAGCUGAGUUCCUGCUGCCGGUGCCACAACUGAAGGUGCUUGAUCUCACCCGCAACGCCCUCACCAGGCUGCCCCCGGGCCUCUUCCAGGCCUCGGCAGCCCUUGACACCCUGGUGUUGAAGGAAAAUCACCUGGAAGUCCUGGAGGUCUUGUGGCUGCAAGGCCUGAAAGCACUCAGUUUUCUGGACCUGUCUGGGAACCGCCUCCGGACACUGCCCCCUGGACUGCUGGCCAACUUCACCGUCCUGCGCACCCUUGACCUUGGAGAAAACCAGCUGAAGACCCUGCCGCCUGACCUUCUGAGGGGCCCGCUGCAUUUGGAACGGCUGCAUCUAGAGGGCAACAGGUUGCGGGAGCUUGCAGAGGGCCUACUGGCACCCCAGCCGGGCCUGCGCUAUCUUUUCCUCAACAACAACAAGCUGGCUGUGGUGGCAGCUGGCGCCUUUCAAGGCCUGCAGCAGCUGGACAUGCUGGACCUCUCCAAUAACUUCCUGACCAGUGUGCCCGAGGGGCUCUGGGCAUCCCUAGGGCAGCCAACCCGGGACAUGAAGGACGGCUUUGACAUCUCCGGUAACCCCUGGACCUGUGAUCAGAAUCUGCACGACCUCUAUCGCUGGCUUGUGGCCAACGAAGACAAGAUGUUCUCUGGGAAUGACACAUGCUGUGCUAGUCCUAAAGCCCUGAAGGGCCAGAUGCUCCUGGCAGUGGCCAGGUCCCUGUGAGGCCUGGGGCUGGGGUGGGGGUGGGGGGUGGAGCCUGGAAGAACACUGCACCCCACUUAGCAAAUAAUCUCACUGUUGCUGGGACCCAUUUUGGCCAGGUUCCCCAAAAUGCACUGUGGGCUUUCCAGCCUCCUAACCUUGGUCCCAGCUGUUCCCACUUCCUGGAAUGCCUUUUCCCCAUUCCCAAGAUGUCUCCGUCUCUGGGCUCCCCUACAUUCCCAGGUCCCUCCUUCUGGCCAAGCCCUGGCUACAAUGGGGUUGUCUUUAUCUGGUUUCAUCUUCCCCAGUUUGAGGGGCUCUGAGUGCAGGGCCUGAGACCGAGUCCCUUCUUAUGCAACAUGGCUCAGCUUGGGGGCAGACCUGAAGUGUUAAAUAAAUAACUGUUACAACAGGAA
Messenger RNA from Cynocephalus volans (Philippine flying lemur), 1473 nucleotides. It is a transcript of the gene LRG1, whose product is annotated as leucine rich alpha-2-glycoprotein 1. The coding region runs from base 62 to 1078 and encodes 338 amino acids. The record is from RefSeq and is a predicted model, not a curated record. Lineage: Eukaryota; Metazoa; Chordata; Mammalia; Dermoptera; Cynocephalidae. The transcript is spliced from 2 exons. Gene Ontology annotation, cellular component: plasma membrane. Gene Ontology annotation, molecular function: protein binding.